AUGACCCACAUGAACUACGACCUUGAGCCCGCUCAUUCUGACCAACUUGUGGUCCAAGGCACUCAGCCUUUCAAUGCCGAACCACUCGCCUCAGCCCUGGUUGAGUUCGAACUCACUCCCGACGAGCUUGUUUACUGCCGUAACCACGGUCCCGUUUGUGAAUACCCUGAGCACUCGUACUUCGUCACUAUCAAGCAUGGUGAAAUGGACGUCCUUCGCAUCUCUCUUGCUGAUCUCAAAACCUUUCCAAAGGCUGAGGUUACAGCCGCUCUUCAGUGCGCUGGAAAUCGUCGCAUGGAAAUGGGGGCCAUAAAACCUGUGAACGGUGUUGCUUGGGCAGACGGUGUAGUUGCCAACUGUAAAUGGGGCGGCACGAGACUUUGUCAGCUACUGAAGCGCACGGGCGUCCGCGACUACACCCAGGUCUGUUUUUCGUCCUACGCAACCCUUUGUGAAGAUGAUAGCUUCUAUGGUGCCUCAAUCGGAAUAGACAAAGCGACAACACUUGAAGACGAUGUUCUGCUUGCCUACGAGAUGAACGGAGAACCACUCACUCCCGACCAUGGCGGUCCCCUUCGCGUAGUCGUUCCAGGCUACCUUGGGGCACGAUGGGUUAAAUGGGUCGACACUAUCAUUCUUUCGUCUGCCGAAUCUCCCAAUUACUAUCAGCAACGCGACUACAAAAUUCUUCCACCUACUGUUGAGUCGAAAGCUGCAGCAAGCGAGUUGUGGUCGAAGUAUCCUUCCAUGACUGCGCUGCCGCUUAACUCGGUUGUGGCCUCAGUUGUGGCUAUACCAACGGCUGACCCUGGGACUUUCACACUCGAUAUCAAAGGAUAUGCGCUACCAGGACCGAUAGUCGAUGGAAAUGUUGCGACAGUCGAAGUCAGCGUGGACGAUGGUUUCACUUGGAGCCCAGCAGAUAUCACAUAUCAACAAGGUAGAUGGAGUUGGACACUAUGGGAGGUCACCCUCCCAAACGUGUCUUCAUCGGGGACUGUUUACUCUCGGGCUAGGGAUCGGGCUGGAAAUGUGCAAAACAGAAUUUUCAUGUCCAAACGCAAACGCGAGAGUGAAGACAAUUCGGUCAAGAAACGCGCGCCCAGCGCCGAGACCGAAUCUCUUCCGGAAACAGCGAACUCGGAAUGGGCAGGUAUUGCAGCAGAAUUACCCGCCGAUGAAAUUCUACCAACGACGAAGCCUAAACUCCCCCCCACAGGCGAGGAACUUAGGAUGAUGAAUGGCGCUAAGGAUCUUUUCAAAUCCAACACUUUCAAGCUUCAGAUUGAUGCGCUGCUACCUAAUGUCCGACCAAAAGAAUCAAGGCUGUCUCCCUUGAACCACUGUUUAUCCGAAAUACACACCCUUCUGUCCUCCCUGCCUGCAGUCGCGCCCCAACAUCCACUCGAUGCAGCGAAAACCCUUCUCAAAAAAGGCAUAGCUGUACCCUAUGCGAUGCCUGAGCCUACCAGGGACACGAACUGGAAGGUUGGCUUCGAAAAACCUGCUGAUAUCGUUGUCGUGGGUAGCUGGCCCAAUAAAAUUUGCGUGAAAGGCAAAGAUGGGACGAAGUUUGGUGUGGAUUUGGCCGUUGAGAUGCCCUCCACACUUUUCCAAGAAAAAGAUUACCUGAAUGGACGCUUCUUCCACAAACGCGCAUUCUAUCUUGCCCACAUGGCCUCGGAAAUUCAGAAAUCAAAGUACCUGAAUGUUGACGUCGCAUUUGCAUCAGCCUUUGGCGAUCCACGACUCACCAAGUUGGUUAUAAACCCUCGAAAAGAUGGGACGUCUAAUGACUUUAGCAAACUAAAUGCCCAAAUUUGCAUCAUCCCAACUCUGUCUCCACAAAGCCCUAUUCCUCUCCAUCGUCUGUCACCAUCACACUCCAAUCUUCGUCUUGCAGGCGAUAGUGAAAACAUCCCAACGCCCCGUUACAAUUCCUCACUCUUAACAUCCUUGGUCCCCAAGACGCAACUCAUCUCUGCAUACUCUCUCAAAGAAAGCACCCCCUCGUUUGUCGAUGCACUGUCGAUGUUACGCGUUUGGGCUAAUCAACGUGGCUUUGGGGAAGGCGGUCUUCUGUGUGUACGGGGCUUCGACAGUUCAGGCUCAUGGUGGGCUGUUCUCCUAGGAUUACUGGUCUUUGGGGAGGAAUCAGGGUUGAACCGAAAACCUUUGGGUCGGGGGCUGAGCUCGUAUCAGUUAUUCAGAGGGGCCUUGGACUUUCUAUCGAAACACGAUUUUGAACAGGAUGCGGUAUACUGCAAGUCAUCCAUUGGUCACCAGUUUUCUCCAUCUGAAUACGAAGCCCACCAUGAAGCUGUGCUAGUCGAUUCUUCCUCGAUGCUCAAUGUGCUUUGCAACGUACCCAUAGGAUCCCUCCAGCUCCUUCAACACGACGCCCGUCGAACCUUGGAGCUGUUGAGUGACACGAACACCGACACCUUUCCGGAAGUCUUUCUCAAAGAUCACGGGGAUGCUAUGGCCAGGUUCGAUAUCAUCCUGCGCGUUGAUAUUUCUGCAAUGAAAAUUCAGUCUGGUUCUGAGCAGUCUAUCUUAGACUUCGCAUCAAGACACAAUGCCUUGGUCUCCUCCAUCACUGGGGUACUUCGUCAAGGACUUAACAAUCGGGUCAAAGUGUUGGCUGUUCUUCAGAAACCGUCUUCAACCCGCCCACUAUCUCAAGCGUUGCCUACCGAUCCUACCAUAAUAUACCUUGGCCUCAUUAUCGAUACCCAGCAUGCCUUCCGUUUGGUUGACCACGGGCCUUCUGCAGAAGAAUCUGAUCCGACAAUCGCUCAACAAUUCCAUGAAUUCUGGGGUGACAAGGCCGAACUUCGUCGAUUCAAGGACGGUAGAAUCGUCGAAAGCGUCGUUUGGGAUGUCUCCUCAGCUGACGAGCGUCCAUAUAUUCCUGUCAUGAUCGUUCGACACCUGCUUGGCCGUCAUUUUGCUUCAGAGGAUAUUCAGACCUGGCACAGUGGAUACAGCCCGUUGCUCAAGCUUCCCGAAAAAAUUUCGCGACUCUACUCGGCCGCAGGUGUCACUUCAGGUUUUAAAGGUGCUAUCGGGGCUUUUGACGAGUUAGUGAGAAACAUGAAGGCACUCAACACUGCUCUUCCUUUGAGCAUUGCAACCGUCAGUCCAACAUCGGAAUACUUGCGAUAUACGAGUGUGUUUGCGCCAGUGCCGCUCACACAUGCUCUAGCGUUAUCUCUGCCUUCCAAUGGUCGAUUUUUCCCUUCGAUGCAGGUGGUCGUCCAGUUUGAAAAAUCUGCGAAAUGGCCAGAUGAACUACAAGCGAUUCAGAAAAUCAAACUGGCUUUCUUCGAACGCAUUGCCGAUGGCUUGCUGUCCUCUGCGGCUAAUCUCAAAGCGACAGUGGUCAUCAAAGAUUCUAUAUCUGACAUUCAGGACAAUGCAUGCCUUGAAAUCGUUACGGCGGAUGGCUGGGCAUUUUCUCUGUCCAUAUGGCAUGACCGAGAGUCGACAUUACUCGACCGACUUGUUGCUGGCAACAGUACGCAUUCCCAUGUCAAACGACGAACAGACCACAAGAGGACCAAGGAGCAGUAUACCGCAGCUGCUGUCAAGGGCUCUUAUCUUGAACGGUUCAUUCACGCCCCAAGACACCAUCGAGCCGUUUCAGCUCUUCACCACCACAUCCCUGCUUAUUCGGGAACUGUGCGAUUAGUGAAACGGUGGCUGACUGCUCACUGGGUCCUGGAUGGACACAUAACGCCAGAAGCUGUCGAGUUGCUCUGCGCUCAUAUGUUUGUCAACCAAACCAACAGUGAGAAUAUGGAUGUUCCAGGCACUAAGGAACGUGGGUUUGCAUGUGUUAUCCGGUUUCUCAAGCAUUGGAAAUGGGAGGAUGGACUAUUCGUACCUAUAUAUGGCGAGGACAUGGUCGACGCUGGCUCGCUACCCGGGUUACUUAAUGGCGGAGCGGGUGUGUGGCGAAUAACUACUGAGGCUGAUCAGGAGGGGACUGUCUGGACACGGGCCGGUCCUGAUAUUACGCUGGCCCUCCGUAUACAAGCACUGGCCGCUGCAACGUGGGACCGCUUGCGUGGUAUUGAACCCGAUGACCUCAAUAUAGAGUCUUUGUUUACCCACCCCACUGAUGAUUAUGACUUUGUUAUUCAUCUCGACCCGCUGGUUGCGACGCGUCAUACCCAAAAAAUUGGCAUCGCAUCCAAGCCGUAUGCCAACCUCCCCUCGACUGAAUCAUCACCGGUCUUGCGACCCGGGUUUGACCCGGCAAGUCUGCUUUAUGACGAUCUCAAACGUGUCUAUGCGAAUACCUUCAAAUUAUUCUAUGACCCUUUGGGUGGAACUGCCUUGGGUGGAAUCUGGGACCCUACGCUUACGCAGAGCAGGCCUUUCCGAGUUAUGGGUGGUUUCUCCUGUAAACCAUUGCGACUAGAGGAUCAAGGGAAAACGAAGGAUAAAGGUCACGUCGUGCUGAACGAAUCGGGCAUUCUCGGAGAGGUUGAGAGACUCGGGAAUGGCCUUGUUUCCGGAAUCAUUGUUCAGAGUAAAGCAGAGUAA
This is a messenger RNA of Mycena indigotica, 4554 nucleotides long. RefSeq names its product Mannose-6-phosphate isomerase. Gene Ontology annotation, cellular component: CURI complex; small-subunit processome; UTP-C complex. The transcript has 18 exons. Bases 1 to 4554 code for a protein of 1517 amino acids. Lineage: Eukaryota; Fungi; Basidiomycota; Agaricomycetes; Agaricales; Mycenaceae. Gene Ontology annotation, molecular function: oxidoreductase activity; molybdenum ion binding. The record is from RefSeq and is a predicted model, not a curated record. Gene Ontology annotation, biological process: tRNA export from nucleus; rRNA processing.